AUGUCUCCUCACGCCAAUGAUACGCCCGCUUACGAGUCGAAUGAGCUCAGCGGAAAUGGUAAUGCGGAUGCUCUCAACGACUUCCCCAUUGCCAUCAUUGGCAUGGCUUGUCGCUUUCCUCAGGAUGCGGAAAAUACGGAGAAGUUCUGGGACCUUCUCAUCAAUGGUCGUUCCGCGAUGACCGAGUUUCCCCCGGAGAAGAUGACCACCGAAGCUCAUUACCACCCGGACCCUGCUCAUGCUGGCACUACAAGCUGCAGAGGUGGCUACUUCAUGAAGCAUAAUGGAGCUGCCUUUGAUGCACCAUUCUUCAACAUCACUAAGAGUGAAGCUAUGACCAUGGAUACCCAGCAACGUCUUCUAAUGGAAAACGUGUACGAAUCCCUAGAAAAUGCUGGACUGCCGCUGGAUACCGUUAUUGGUUCUAACACCUCCGUCUAUGUUGGUGCAUUUUCAAUCGAUUGCAGCGAUAUCUUCACCGCAGAUCACGAAGCGAUCAUGAAGUACUCGGCGACGGGAAACUCCCUCGCAAUCUUGUCCAAUCGUAUCAGCUACUUCUACGAUUUAAAAGGUACCAGUAUAUCGGUCGAUACUGCUUGCUCUAGUAGCAUGGUCGCUUUCCACCUUGCGUGUCAAGAUCUUCGCAAUGGAAACUCUGAAAUGUCCAUCGUCGGCGGCGCAAACAUCCUUGAGAACCCCGACAAGAUGUACCGCAUGAGCAACAACGGCUUCCUCUCCCCGGACAGCAAAUGCUACAGCUUCGACUCCCGCGCAAACGGCUACUCUCGAGGCGAGGGCGUUGGAUCUCUCAUCCUCAAGCCUCUGGACGCCGCCAUCCGCGACGGGGACGUCAUCCGCGCCGUAGUCCGCUCAACCGGACUCAAUCAGGACGGCAGAACCCCUGGUAUGACGCUCCCUAGCAAAAACGCCCAAGAGACUCUCAUUCGGAAGGUCUACGCCAAUGCUGGGCUUGACCUGAGGGACACCGAAUUCAUCGAGGCUCAUGGCACCGGUACGGCUGCUGGCGACCCUAUCGAAGCGAGUGCCAUCGCAGCUGCCUGGAGCGAGCGGAAGGGCGAGAAUCCGCUCUAUGUUGGCGCUGCCAAAGCCAACAUUGGCCAUUUGGAGGGAUCUUCAGGUGUAGCGGGCCUGAUCAAGACUGUCAUGGUCCUUGAGAAGGCUGUCAUUCCGCCGAACAUCAACUUCGAGAAGGUUAACCCGAAGAUUCUUCCAGAGAAAUGGGGUAUUGCGUUCCCUACCAAACCUAUGCCUUGGCCAACUGAAGGCCCCAGGAGGGCGUCUAUCAACUCUUUCGGCUUUGGAGGAACGAAUGCUCAUGCUGUUCUUGAUGACGCGUACAACUUUCUCAACAGCCGUGACUCCAACGGUGUCUCAAAUGGAAUUCCUGACGAUAUCUCUAACGGGAUCUCUAAUGGCUUAUCCAACGGCAACACCAACGGUGCCUCCAACGGCCUCUCUAACGGGCACUCCAACAGCCUCUCCAAUGGCCACUCCAACGGCGCUUCCAAUGGCGUAUCCAACGGUGUCUCUAAUGGCAUCUCUGUGUCUAAUGGCAUCUCCAAUGGCGUGGCCACCCAGUCAACCACAAGUAGGGUCUUUGUCCUAUCCGCGUCCGACGAAGCGGGAAUCAAACGCGCUGCCGACGGCCUUAGCAGCUACCUUGCUUCCAUUCCCCCUCCUAAGAAUGAGGACGUGUACCUCGACAGCCUGGCUUAUACGUUGUCGGAGAAGCGUACGCUAUUCUCCUGGAAGGCCUUUGUUGUUGCGAGCUCUCUUGCGGAUCUUACCAAACAGCUCGCCGAAGGAGCUAAAGCACCCAAGCGCACACGAGCUCGUGAGGUCCCUACUCUGGGGUUCGUCUUCACCGGCCAAGGAGCACAAUGGCAUGCCAUGGGCCGCGAGCUAUUGUCGUACCCCAUCUUCAGGCGAAGCGUUCAGGAUGCAUCCGACUACCUCCGAUCCCUUGGCAGUGUCUCCAACAUGAUGGAUGAGCUACUCAAGGACAAAGAGUCAAGCAAUAUCGGCCAUCCAGUUCUCAGUCAGACACUUUGCACUGUUCUACAAGUCGCAUUAGUCGAUCUACUCAACGCCUGGAACAUCGCACCGACUAGAGUCAUUGGCCACUCUUCUGGUGAGAUUGGUGCCGCUUAUUGUGUCGGAGCCCUAUCCCGAGAGUCAGCGUGGAGGAUCGCAUACUCCCGAGGUGUUGUGUCUGCUAGCCUUAUGGGUGGCAAGGGCGCCAUGAUGGCCGUCGGGAUGACCGAACAAGCCCUUCAGCCUUUCCUCGACCAAGUUGACAAUGAGCUAUCCGGCGAGCUUGUCAAGGCUUGCUACAACAGCCCAAAGAACAUCACCGUGUCGGGCGAUGAGGCUAAGAUCGAUCUUCUGAAGACGAAGUUGGAUGCCGAGAACGUGUUCGCAAGGAAGCUCAACGUUAAGAACGCCUACCACUCUGCCCAUAUGAAGGCGGUUGCAGAUGAGUACCUCAGACUAAUUGGAACUAUCGAGAAGGGCUCUGCCGCCGUAGGCAAGAAGCCCCAGAUGUUCUCUACGGUCAUCGGACAGCAGGUUCCCCUCCUAAAACUCAGCAACCCUCAAUACUGGGUCGAUAACAUGGUCUCGCCCGUGCGCUUCACCCAGACCCUCGAAGCGAUGUGCUCAAACACGGGAGGAAAGUCGAAGCUUCGUGCCGAGCGCGGUGCCGACAUAGCCAUCCAGCAUUUGGUUGAGAUUGGUCCCCACUCAGCUAUGCAGAGCGCCAUUCGGGAUACGAUGGCCCUACAGACGAUAUUCUCCAGCAUUGGAUAUUCAACUGUGCUCACACGGAACGUCUCCGCGGUAACGACAAGUCUUCAAGCCGCUGGCGGCCUGUUCUGCCUAGGCUACCCAGUCGACCUCAACGCUCUCAACUACUCGUCUCGGAUCCCUUUCACGAAGAAUCACCUUCAUCCCCAGAUGCUCAUCGACCUACCUCCGUACAAGUUCAACUACAGCCGCACAUACUGGCCUGAGACUCGGAUGAGCAAGAACUUCCGCUUCCGUAAGCAUCCUCGCCAUGAUCUGCUCGGUGCCCCGGUCACCGAUUGGGACCAGGACGAGCCAAAAUGGAGACAGCACAUCCGCGUAAGCGAGAUUCCAUGGGUCAAGGAUCAUAAGGUCACGAGCAGCAACGUCUACCCUGGAAUGGGAUACGUUGUCAUGGCUAUUGAGGCCAUCAAACAGCUUGCAGGACCAGAUGCCAACAUCUCUGGAUAUCGCCUUCGCGACGUCAACAUCAAGGCGGCGCUACAGGUACCUGAAACUGAAGAUGGAGUCGAAGUUGCCUUCUCCAUGCGACACGUUACCGAGUCCAGUCUCGCCGGGUCCGUGGGCUGGUGGGAAUUCAGAGUCUCGUCGUACAACCCCAACACCGAUGGCUGGAACGAGCAUUGUCGGGGCAUGGUAUCCGCUGAGCCUGCCACCGAGACUGGCCAGGUUGAUGCAGGCAGAGAAGCUGCACUCGAGGCAGAGAGCCAGAAGCAAAUGCUCGCUGAUGCUAUUGAGAGGUGCAGCGCUCCUUUCGACAUGUCUCGAGCAUACUCCGAACUCUACGGUAUCGGCCUUGCGUAUGGCCCAACAUUCCGAAACCUUUCCAACGUAUGGCGCGCCAGUGAAGCCAAGGAGGCACGAGGUACCAUUACAAUUCCCGAUGUUAAGGCUAUCAUGCCGAAGCACUAUCAGCUACCGCAUGUCAUCCAUCCCGGUACCUUGGACAGUAUGCUACAUAUCUUCCUUGCUGCCAUCCAGGAUGAGGGAGCAGGCCUUACCGAGCCCAUGGUGCCAGUGUUCGUGCGAGAACUCUGGGUCAGCAGCGAUCUCAGCAAAGAGCCCAAUCAGACCUUCAACUGCCACGGCACUGUAAAGAAGACAGGCCACAGCAAGAUCGAAUCGACGGUCCGCGCAUGGGACGAGCAUACCAACACGGUCAAGGUCUUGAUCAAGGAUAUUCAAGCCACUCCUUUGCAAAAUAACUCCACCGGAGGCGGCGAUCGAGACCUCAGCUGGAAUGUGGAAUCAAAGCCGGAUAUCGACCUUCUCAGCACCAAGCAGAGCGUAUCGUAUUUCAAGAUGAUUGCCAAGAAGCCGAAGCUGAAUGAUGCUGAGAUGACCAAGCUUUCCCACGAUCUCAAUCUAGCGUCAACCAUCUACAUCCGCGACGGUCUCAAGGAGGUAUCUAAAACCACAUUGGAAGGGCUCCCGGACCACAACCAAAAGUAUCUCGAGUGGCUCCAUCACAUGGAAGAGCGCUAUCAGAAGGGGACUAUCUUCCAUCAGACACCAGAGUGGGAAACCCUCAUGAACGACCCCGCGCGCAAAGAGAAGUUCCUUCAAGAAAAGUGCUUCCAGGAAGACUCAAGCCCAGAGUUCAAGCUCAUCGCCCGUAUCGGUGCUGCCAUCCCAGCGAUCUUGCGACAAGAGGCAGAUGCGUUGCAGCUCAUGUUCGGCGACGAUUUGCUCGAUCACUACUAUGCAGAGCUUGAAGGCAAUGUCAUCAUCCAAGACACUCUUCGCGCAUACCUUAGCACGCUGAGCCACAAGUAUGUCAACCUCAAGGUUAUCGAAAUCGGUUCUGGCACUGGAGGCACGACUCUUCCUGUGAUUGAGGCUCUCAGCCCUGUCGGCAAGGACGGCAAUAUGUCCAAGAGCUCUAGGCUGUCGCAGUUCACAUACACUGAUAUCUCGGCUGGAUUCUUCGACAAGGCGAAGGCCAAGUUCAAGCCGUGGAAGAACAUCAUGGAGUUCCGCCGGCUCGAUAUCGAGAAGGAUCCCAUCGCCCAAGGAUUCGAGGCUGGCACCUACGACAUCGUGCUUGCAGCCAAUGUGCUUCACGCCACUCAGGAUCUGACCAACACCCUUAGCAAUGCCCGCAAGUUGCUCCGUCCGGGUGGGAAGCUGCUUCUCCACGAGGGUAUUGGUCUCGAGCUUCUCAGCGUUCCACUCGCGUUUGGCACGCUCUCCGGCUGGUGGUUGAGCGUCGAGCCUUACCGAAGAUGGGGUCCUCUCGUCGACGAGAAACACUGGGACCAAGCCUUCAAGGCGGCAGACUUCACUGGUACUGAUCUGAUUCUUCCAGAUUACCAGGACGACCUGAUCCACUCGCAGAGCUUGAUGAUAGCCAAUGCCGUGGACCCUGCUCCAGUGGAGCGUCAGUACCCAGAUACCAUCGUGCUCACGACCGAGGCGCAAAGCAAAUCUCCCCUCGUUUCAUCGGUGGUUGAGUCUCUGGAGAAUUUCGGCCUUCACGGUGUGAAGGUCGUUGACUGGAAGGAUCUCGCCGGCAUUGACGUGAAGGAGACCACGUUCGUUUCAUUGCUGGAUCUCGACCAUCCCGUGCUUCUGGAUAUCGAAGAGUCCGAUUUCAACAACCUUCGAAAGUUGAUCCUAACAGCUCAGGGAGGCCUAUGGAUUGGUAAAUCCGCCAUCGUUCAUCCUGAAUCAGCUAUCGCUACCGGCUUCAUUCGAACCGCUCGCUGGGAACGCGACCUGGAUACUUGCGAUCUAGUACUUCUCGGUCUGGAGGAUGGCGAACUCAAAUCAGACGCACAGACGGCGAAGCAAAUCAGCAAGCUCUUCGAUCAUCACUUCAUCACCACCACAUCCAAUAGGAACGAGGAAUACAAUUCCUCGGACGGCAUACUAUCCAUCCCCCGCCUGAUCCAAGCUGACUACAUCAACUCCUUCCUCGCCUCGAAGGUCACCAAAGCCGAGCCCCAGAUCCAGGCCUUCGGCGCUGAUCCCACGCGAGCCUUGAAGCUCAGCACCGACGCGCCCGGUCUACUCAACCGCCUCAUGUUCAUCGAUGACCCCGUCUACCCCAAGCCGCUAGAGCCCGAAGACGUGGAGGUCGAGAUCAAAGCCACCGGUCUCAACUUCCGCGACAUCAUGUCCGCCAUGGGCGAAGUCAACGGCGAUGUCCUGGGUGCGGAGGGCGCCGGAUACAUCACCCGCGUUGGCUCCAAUGUCACCAAGGUCAAGAAGGGGGAUCGUGUCAUGAUCAUGGCGGAUCAGACGGGUUGCUUCAACACGUACGCGCGCAGUGACCAGCGCUGUGUGUCCCAGAUUCCGGAUGAUAUGAGCUUUGAGGUUGCGGCGAGUAUCCCGGUCAUCUAUUGCACGGUGCUGUAUUGCUUGAAUGAUAUUGGGCGGUUGUUGAAGGGCGAGACAAUUCUUAUUCAUGCUGCGGCUGGUGGAGUUGGCCAGGCCGCUAUUAUGGUUGCGCAAGACAGAGGCGCUAUACUAACUUUUUUACCAGGUGCCGAGAUCUUCGCCACCGUCUCCACUCACGAGAAGAGGGAUAUCUUGAUCAACCGAUAUGGCAUCCCAGAAGACCAUAUCUUCUCCAGUCGUGAUCUGUCCUUCGUUAAGGGUAUCAUGCGCAUGACCAACGGCAAGGGUGUCAAUGUGGUGCUGAACUCACUUGCUGGAGAAGCUCUACGAAGGACAUGGGAUUGUAUCGCGUACUUUGGCCGCUUCCUUGAAAUCGGAAAGAGAGACAUCCUCUCCAACGGCCGUCUCGAGAUGUUCCAGUUCUCCAAGAGCGUCAUGUUUGCUUCCUGCGAUCUAGAGACCGUCAUCAAGCUCGAUAAGCCGCUAUCUGAGCGGCUGCUUGAAGACACGGUAGCGCUCUGGAACAAGAAGGUCAUCGGAGCCACUACUCCCUUCACUGUCUACAACUAUGGAGAGCUAGAAUCUUCAUAUCGUCUUCUGCAGUCUGGCAAGCACAUCGGUAAAGUUGUGCUUACGUCUGAUCCUUCGCAUAUGGUUCAAGCUCUUCCCAAGCAGAAAGCACCACAUCGUUUCUGCCGCGACAGCUCCUACGUUCUCGCCGGCGGCCUCGGUGGUCUAGGGCGUAGUAUGGCGUUGUGGAUGGUGUCGCAAGGAGCCCGCAACCUCAUCUUCCUCUCCCGAUCCGGAGCCGCAAGCGACGAAGCGAAGAAGACCGUGAAGGAGCUGGAGGAGCUAGGAUGCACCGUCCGCGCCUUCGCCUGCGACAUCAACAGCAAGACGGCUCUCGAGUCAACACUCGCCCAGUGCAUUCGUGAUAUGCCUCCCAUCGGCGGCUGCAUCCAAGGCGCCAUGCAACUCCGAGACUCUUCACUCGAGCUCAUGACUGUCGACCAAUACAACCAAGCCCUCAACCCCAAAGUGCACGGCUCACGCAACCUGCACGAAGCCCUCCCGCACGACCUCACCUUCUUCAUCAUGCUCUCCUCCUGCUGCGGCAUCAUCGGCAACCGCGGGCAAGCCAACUACGCCGCGGGCAACACGUAUCAAGACGCCCUCGCGCACCACCGGCGCUCCAAGGGCCUCGCGGCCACCGCGCUCGACCUCGGCGCCAUGCUGGGCGUCGGCUACAUCGCCGAGAACCAGGAUAAGACGGCCAACCCGGCGCUGGGCAACCUCGCCUUCGCCAGCGACGCGAUCCGCGAGGACGAGUUCCACGCGCUGCUCGAGUACCACAUGGACGCGCGCAACGCGACGCGCGCCGACGCGGUCAAAACGCAGGUCGCGAUUGGGCUGGGGUCGAGCGCCAGCUACAAGUGGAAGGGGAUGCCCGAGCCGGGCUUCAUGAAGUACCCGCUUUUCACGCAGCUGCACGUCAUGUCGGAGUCGGCGAGCAACGAGGGCGAGGAGGACUCGUCGCUCAACACGAAGGCGGCGCUGCGGGCGGCGAAGAGCUUUGAGGAGGCGGCGGCGACGGUGGGGGAGGCGGUGGUGAGGAAGUUGUCGAGCGUGAUGAGUUUGCCGGUUGAGGACUUUGAUCCGGGGAAGCCGAUUCAUCAUUAUGGGGUGGAUUCGCUGGUGGCGGUUGAGUUUAGGAAUUGGUUCUCGAAGGAUCUCGGGGCGGAUAUUCCGGUAUUGGAUAUUAUGGGGAACGAUUCGAUUGCGCAGUUGGCGGGGAAGAUUUCGAAGACGAGUAAGUUGGUUAAGAUUGUGGAGGAGGUGGAAUAG
Mytilinidion resinicola is the source of this 8013-nucleotide messenger RNA. RefSeq lists its product as uncharacterized. NCBI's taxonomy places the organism in Eukaryota, Fungi, Ascomycota, Dothideomycetes, Mytilinidiales, Mytilinidiaceae. Gene Ontology annotation, biological process: fatty acid biosynthetic process; secondary metabolite biosynthetic process. The coding region runs from base 1 to 8013 and encodes 2670 amino acids. The record is from RefSeq and is a predicted model, not a curated record. Gene Ontology annotation, molecular function: oxidoreductase activity; fatty acid synthase activity; phosphopantetheine binding. The transcript has 10 exons.